Haliaeetus leucocephalus (bald eagle) is the source of this 2134-nucleotide messenger RNA. It is a transcript of the gene TPH1, whose product is annotated as tryptophan hydroxylase 1. The transcript has 11 exons. Gene Ontology annotation, cellular component: neuron projection. Gene Ontology annotation, biological process: serotonin biosynthetic process; aromatic amino acid metabolic process. Bases 1 to 1455 code for a protein of 484 amino acids. Gene Ontology annotation, molecular function: iron ion binding; tryptophan 5-monooxygenase activity. The record is from RefSeq and is a predicted model, not a curated record. NCBI's taxonomy places the organism in Eukaryota, Metazoa, Chordata, Aves, Accipitriformes, Accipitridae.
AUGCCGCUCCUCCGGUACCGGUGGGAGCGCUCGGUGCGGCUGGGCUUGGGGUGGGAGGGAGUAUGCUUCCGUUUCUGGACAGAAGGGGGGAAAAAAGUGUUAAAUAAGUCAAAUUACAUGAUGAUUGAAGAUAAUAAAGAGAAUGAACACCAUGCAUCUGAAAGAGGAAGAACAGCCAUCAUUUUUUCCUUGAAGAAUGAAGUUGGAGGACUUGUAAAAGCAUUAAAACUCUUUCAGGAGAAGCAUGUAAAUCUGGUACACAUUGAGUCACGGAAGUCCAGGAGACGAAAUUCUGAGUUUGAGAUCUUUGUGGACUGUGACAGUAACAGGGAACAACUGAAUGAGAUAUUUCAGGUCCUGAAAUCCCACGUCAAUGUUGUCUCUAUGAGUCUGACAGAGCAUUUCAAUGUCCAAGAAGAUGACAUGGACAAUGUUCCCUGGUUUCCAAAGAAGAUCUCAGAUUUGGAUAAGUGUGCAAACCGAGUGCUGAUGUACGGGUCCGAUUUGGAUGCUGACCAUCCAGGUUUCAAAGAUAAUGUCUAUCGCAAGAGACGAAAGUAUUUUGCAGACCUGGCUAUGAACUACAAACAUGGUGACCCAAUUCCCAAGAUUGAAUUCACAGAGGAGGAGAUCAAGACUUGGGGGACUGUGUACCGAGAGCUUAACAAGCUUUACCCAACUCAUGCCUGCAGAGAGUACCUUAAAAACUUACCCUUGCUUACCAAAUACUGUGGGUACAGGGAGGACAAUAUCCCUCAGCUGGAAGAUGUGUCCCGCUUCCUGAAAGAGCGCACGGGUUUCACCAUUCGCCCCGUUGCUGGAUAUCUGUCACCCAGAGACUUCUUGGCAGGAUUAGCAUUCAGAGUUUUUCACUGCACUCAAUAUGUUAGACACAGCUCGGACCCUCUCUAUACACCAGAGCCUGAUACCUGCCACGAGCUCCUAGGCCAUGUCCCGCUUUUGGCUGAACCCAGUUUUGCUCAGUUCUCUCAGGAAAUUGGUCUUGCAUCACUUGGGGCAUCAGAUGAGGCUGUCCAAAAACUGGCAACAUGUUACUUCUUCACUGUAGAGUUUGGCUUGUGCAAGCAAGAGGGACAGCUACGAGUUUAUGGGGCUGGCUUGCUCUCUUCGAUUAGUGAGCUCAAGCACUCACUCUCUGGCAGUGCCAAAGUCAAGCCUUUUGAUCCAAAGGUCACCUGCAAGCAAGAAUGCCUCAUUACAACUUUCCAGGAGGUUUACUUUGUUUCUGAAAGUUUUGAAGAAGCAAAGGAAAAGAUGAGAGAGUUUGCAAAAACCAUCAAGCGCCCAUUUGGUGUGAAGUACAAUCCAUAUACUCAAAGUGUGCAGAUCCUGAAAGACACGAAGAGCAUUGCCAGUGUGGUGAAUGAGCUACGUCAUGAGCUGGACAUUGUCAGCGAUGCCCUCAGCAAGAUGGGGAAGCAGCUGGAAUUUUAACAUCCCUGUCAGCAGUGUGGUGCACUUGGCCAGUCUUUUCUUUUCCCUACUGAUUUCUUUCUAGGCAUGUAAUGUGUUGUAUGCAGAACUCUCUCCUUUACAAAUGGAAGAGUGAAUGGCCCAUAAGGAUAAUAACUUUAUCUUGUUUCUCUGUGUGAAGUCCCCUGCAGAAUGUAUUCCUCCAUCCCCCUUGGAUAAAAAAGGCCUGGAGUUGCCUUUGAGAAGCUGGUGGGGCAAUAGAGAAAUUGCUAGACUGUGGAUCAGGGCUGGGAUCAGAUGCUGCAGAAGGUGGCUUAUGAGGCAAUAAUGGAAUAAUUCACCACAGGGAAAUGUCUGUUUCUGACUCUAGUAGUCUAUGCUACUGAUUUUAUAGCAUUGCACACUUCAUAGUGUAGAAGCUAUAGUAAUCAGUGCUUCUAAGUCUGUGCUACCAAGUUUAAAAAUUGAAUGAUUACAACAUAGGCAUCAGGACAUAAAUAGCUGGAGGUUCACCAUGAUGAAAUUGAGGGGUCAAAUCUUGCUUUUAGAGGGAUCAUUCUUGCCCCAAAGAAUUGCAAAUGUGCUGUUUGACAUGCUUUUAGUAUAAUGCAGAGAUGUUGCAUGAAAUCCUAAUUCUGUUUAUUUUAAGAGAUUUGCUGUCAGCUCAGAGGCAGGGUUUUUGUUGCUGUCCUUGAUAUUG